Strongyloides ratti is the source of this 3069-nucleotide messenger RNA. RefSeq names its product N-acetyltransferase 10. Lineage: Eukaryota; Metazoa; Nematoda; Chromadorea; Rhabditida; Strongyloididae. Gene Ontology annotation, biological process: rRNA acetylation involved in maturation of SSU-rRNA. Gene Ontology annotation, molecular function: tRNA binding; 18S rRNA cytidine N-acetyltransferase activity; ATP binding. Bases 1 to 3069 code for a protein of 1022 amino acids. The transcript is spliced from 2 exons. The record is from RefSeq and is a predicted model, not a curated record. Gene Ontology annotation, cellular component: nucleolus; 90S preribosome.
AUGAGAACGAAAUUAGAUAAUAGAAUUCGUGUUCUUGUUGAAAAUGGAAUAAUUUUAAAACACAGAUCUAUGUUUGUGGUCGUUGGUGAAAAGGCUCGAGAUCAGGUUCCAAUUCUUCAUCAUAUUUUGACAAAAGCUACAGUUUCUUCACAUCCAACAGUAUUAUGGUGUUACAAAAAAGAUUUAGGAUUUAAUUCUAGACGAAAAAAUAGAGUAAAGAAAAUUAAGACAAAAGCUGGUUAUGGAAAUGUAAAUAUCAACGAAAAUGAUCCUUUUGAAAUGUUUAUUGCUUCAACACAAAUAAGAUAUUGUUAUUAUUCUGAAUCACACAAAAUUUUAGGAAAUACUUAUGGAAUGUUGGUUCUUCAAGAUUUUGAAGCAAUUACACCAAAUCUUCUUGCUCGUACUAUUGAAACAGUUGAAGGUGGUGGCCUUGUUGUAUUAUUACUUUCAUCUGUCAACUCGCUUAGACAACUAUUUACAAUGACAAUGGAUGUUCAUACACGUUAUCGCACCGAAGGAAAUGCCGAGAUUGUUCCAAGAUUCAAUGAAAGAUUUAUAUUGUCUUUAAGCAGUUGUAAAAGUUGUCUAGUUACAGAUGAUUCUUUAAAUGUAUUACCAAUUUCUUCACAUAUAAAUAAUCUUAAAGAAGUUGAAGAGAAAAGUAAUAAGAAAGAUAAAGAAUUAGAAACACUAAAAGAAUCUAUGGAGGAUACUAAACCUAUUGGAGAUUUAUUGAAAAAAUGUAAAACUAAGUGUCAAGCAAAAGUUUUAUUGAGACUUUUGGACGUUAUUACUGAGAAAUCUGCUAAAGCUACUUGUUCAAUAACAGCAGCUCGUGGUAGAGGAAAGUCAGCUUCACUUGGACUUGCUAUUGCUGGAGCAAUUGGAUUUGGAUAUUCAAGCAUUUUUGUUACCUCACCAAGUCCUGAAAAUCUUAAAACACUUUUUGAAUUUAUUGUUAAAGGAUUUGAUCAAAUGGAUUAUGAAGAACAUACUGAUUACGAAUUGAUUCAAUCAAACAAUCCAGAAUUUAAUAAAGCUUUGGUUAGAAUUAAUAUUUUUAGAGAACAUCGUCAAACUAUUCAAUAUAUUCAUCCAUCUGAUGUUGUUAAACUUGGUCAAGCAGAACUUGUUGUUAUAGAUGAAGCAGCUGCCAUUCCAUUACCAAUGGUUAAAGCACUUAUUGAUGGACCAUAUUUAGUAUUUUUGGCUUCUACUAUAAAUGGUUAUGAAGGAACUGGAAGAUCACUUUCAUUAAAGUUACUUUCACAAUUGAGACAAGAUUCAUCUGGAAAUAUGAAAGCUGAAAAUGGGGAAGUCAAACUUGCUACUGCUAGUGUAAGAAAACUAUAUGAGCUUUCUCUUGAUGAAUCAAUUAGGUAUAAACCUGGAGAUCAAGUUGAGGCAUGGUUGAACAAAGUUUUAUGUUUAGAUGCAACUAAUAUUCAAAAUCUUAUUGGUGGAAUUCCAUCGCCUUCGAAUUGUGAAUUAUAUUAUGUUAAUCGUGAUACACUUUUUUCAUAUCACAAAGCAUCUGAGGCUUUUUUAAGUAAUAUGAUGGCUAUUUAUGUUUCAGCACAUUACAAAAAUACUCCAAAUGAUCUUCAAAUGUUAUCUGAUGCUCCAGCUCACCAUAUAUUUGUUUUGAUGGCAUCUGUUAAAGAUGAUCAAACAAAAAUGCCUGAUAUAUUAGCUGUUAUUCAAGUUUGUUAUGAAGGAAAUUUAUCAAAAGACAUUAUUUCUGCAUCUUUAGGAAGAGGAAAACGUGCUGCUGGUGAUUUAAUUCCAUGGACUAUUUCUCAACAAUUUUUAGAUCAUGAUUUUCCACAACUUCUUGGUGCUCGUAUAGUAAGAAUUGCUGUUCAUCCUGAUUACCAAUCAAUGGGUUACGGUCAAAGAGCAAUAAAUCUUUUAACAGAAUAUUAUGAAGGUAAAUUUCCUGUACUUAAUUUAAAAGAAAAAAAAAUAAGAAAUAUCCAAAACGAUGAAACUUUGAGUUUACUUGAAGAGAACAUUGCUCCUAGAGAUAAUUUACCACCACUAUUGUUAAAACUUAACGAAAGACAAGCUGAAAAACUUGAUUAUUUAGGUGUUUCAUAUGGAUUAACAUUAAAUUUAUUAAGAUUUUGGAAAAGAAAUUCUUUCAUUCCAGUUUAUCUUCGUCAAACAACUAAUGAUUUAACAGGAGAGUAUACAAAUAUUGCCAUAAAAAGUUUAAAUGAUGAUGGUGUUGAGAUACCAGAUUGGUUGAAAAAUUAUUGGAAAGAAUUUAAAUAUCGUUUUAUUUCUCUUUUAGGAUAUGAAUUUAAAAAAUUUUCUCCACAUAUGUCUCUUUCUCUUCUUCAACCUAUAAAGGGUCUUGGAGAUGAUAUUUACAAUGACGAUAUCUAUGACAGAAACAAAUUAUCAUUAUUUUUAAGUAACACUGAUAUGAAACGUCUUCAUGAGUAUUCCAGAAAUAUGGUAGACAAUCAUCUUAUAACAGAUUUAAUGCCAACAAUUUCUAAGUUAUAUUUUAAUGGGCAUUUAGGAAAUAAAAUUGAUUUAACUGUUCUCCAAUCAGCUAUUUUAAUUGCUAUUGGUUUACAACAUAAAAAUAUUGAUGAUGUUUCAAAAGAAUUAAAUAUUCCAAUUAAUCAAUUAUUAGCAUUAUACUCAAAGACAAUUAGAAGAAUUUCUGAUUACCUGGAUCAAUUGUGCCUUGAUUCGUUAGAAGAACAAAUAAUUACUAAAAAUUCUACUGAUAAAGUUAUUGGAGAUACUAAAUCUAAACUUGACUCACUUGAAGAAGAAUUAUCAAUAGCUGCUGAAGAGAUUAAAGAAAGGCAAAGGAAAGAUAAGGAUAAUAUGCGAAAAGAGCUUUCUGAUCAACUAGCAAAAUAUGCUAUUCAAGGAAAUGAUGAAGAGUGGGAGUCUGCAUUGACACAGGUUAAUAUUACAAAUAAAGGAAAUGGUAUUGUUCAGAUAAAAUCAGAUCGUCCUGAAAAAUUAUCUCAAAAACAAAUAUUUAAUUUUGUGGGUAAAACUGAACCUCCAAAGAAAAAGAAGAAAUUUGGAAAAAAAUAA